Molecule: messenger RNA, 813 nt
Organism: Gongylonema pulchrum
Lineage: Eukaryota; Metazoa; Nematoda; Chromadorea; Rhabditida; Gongylonematidae
Source: the annotation of a GenBank genome assembly
GUGGAGCAGCUGGAGCGUGAGGAACAGGCCCAGAAAGAGAAUCAUUUCCAAAAUCAACAGCUGGAAAAGCAGCGAAAUGCCGAUUAUGAACGACUGAAAACGCAAAAUGCCCUCCUCAAUCUAAGACAGAAGAAAAAAGAUGACAGUGAAAGUGAUGUUGUAAGACUUCUAAAAGAACAGGUUGCCGAUCUUCGUGGAGUUGUACGUGAUCUGGAACGCCAGAGAACUGACAUGAGGGCACAGAUUCGAAAAAGCAGUUGUACGAUCAAGGAAAAAAAUGAUGCAAUCGAGCAACUGAAAGAAGAAAAGGAACGACUGGAAAAACGCCUUAACCUUCUUGCGAAUAGCAAAGCCACUUCUCGUGGAAAACAAGCACAGAAUGCGCUUUUUGCGCAAGCAGUUGCACGAUCAGCGAAUAGUGCAGCCGUAACGACAUCUACGAAAAAUUUAUCUGUGCCGAUUAAUGAUGCUGCAACGAAGAAUUUGACGGGACCAACUCGAAAUAAUGUUCAGGCCGACAAUGACAUUCGAGCAAACGAUGCUUCCGGCCGGGCACGUCAAGUAACUUUUGCGGAUAAUCCGGAUAUGUAUAGUGAUAGUGGUAGUGAUGUUGUCUGUUUGAACGGCAGACCAACAGAACAAAACAAUCGAACAUUGCCGCCGAAAAAUGUCCGCUGGAAUGAACCAUUGGCCACAACUGCAGCACCGCUGGACAUUUCACCGGUCUCUUCACAUUCUUCAGUUACGGCUGUGAAUUCAGAUAUGGUUGGUAAAUUAUUUUGGACAAGCAGGCGCAACAACCGUGGAAAUUGA